This is a messenger RNA of Salvia miltiorrhiza (redroot sage), 1891 nucleotides long. RefSeq lists its product as uncharacterized. Bases 427 to 1722 code for a protein of 431 amino acids. Gene Ontology annotation, molecular function: ubiquitin protein ligase activity; ubiquitin-like protein conjugating enzyme binding. Gene Ontology annotation, cellular component: endoplasmic reticulum. Lineage: Eukaryota; Viridiplantae; Streptophyta; Magnoliopsida; Lamiales; Lamiaceae. Gene Ontology annotation, biological process: ubiquitin-dependent protein catabolic process. The transcript has 2 exons. The record is from RefSeq and is a predicted model, not a curated record.
UGAGUCGUAGCAGAUGCUACCCUUUCUCUCUCUACCCUUUCUCGCUCCCACUCUUUUUCUCUCCCAAGAAUUAUCCAAGAUGCCCAGCCUGUAUUCUUCGCUUUCUCUCUCCAUAUACACACAACUCAUGAUAAUCAAUUAGGAUUUCCAUGCUUCAAAUCAGCACUACCAUGGAGAAUCACUAUCUGAGACGAAAAUUCCAUCCUCUCUAUGCAGAUGCUUGUUUAAGCACCUUCGUAAUUUUCUUUUCCGGUUUCGGGUUUCUAGACCCCUAAUUUGCUCAUUCAAGGUCAAUUUUUGUUCUUGAAUUUUGAACCCAAUUCAGGAUUUUUUACAAGUUCUGGUUUUUUAGGGUUGUAUGUCCGGUAAACUGCGGUCUUCUUUCAGGAUUUUGAGAUUUCGUAGUUUUAUGCGUGUACUCUAAUCAUGGACGAGAACUAUUUGAUGGAUGUGGAUUUUUCGGAUCUUGAUUUGAACCAAGAACCUUCAAACCCACCUCUGCAUAGGGUUGAAAGAUAUGGGUCGUUGUUGAAUGAAUUAGAAACUGCUCAUGAUAGGAUAGAGGAGAGGAUCCGACAGCUAGAGGUGGUUACUGCUCGCACGAGGCAGCGCCAGCGGUGGCGACAGGCCAGAAAUUCUAUGGAAAUUAGUUAUUUUCCUAGUGAAACAGCCGUAGAUGCGGGUCUGAGAGGGAGCCCUAAUGAAAAUAAUAACACAAGUGUGUUCAAGAGUAGUUCUGAGAGGGGUAAGGGUUGUAAAAGGGAUAGUUCCCAUUUGGUGGCGAAGGCGUUGGAGAUGGGGUCUGAGGUUAAGAAGGCCGAUAAGGAGGGUGGAAGCUUUUAUGAUUGUAAUAUAUGUUUGGAGGUGGCGAGGGAGCCUGUCUUGACUUGUUGUGGUCACUUGUUUUGUUGGUCGUGCUUUUAUCAGGUGUCGGAUGUGGAUUCUACUUCAAAGGAGUGUCCAGUUUGUAAGGGAGAGGUCUCAGAUGGCAAUGUGAUUCCCAUUUACGGUAAUGGGGAGAGUGAGCGUGUGCGUGAGACUGAAUCGGGCUUGAAGAUACCUCCAAGGCCCAAGGCUCAUAGAGUUGAAAGUGUCAGACAACAGCGCGUAACUCAAGGGCUAUCCCAUGUUCCUGUUGCCGAAGCACUUAGGCGAAUCAGGAUUAGUAUCGGUGCAGUGGGCAAUCAGACACAACAAGAAGUUGGCCAUGAUAUCCUCAGUUUUGAUACGGAAUCUCAGGCAGGACAAAAUACUGAGUCAGCUGGGGGCCAUCGCUUGAGGAUCCAUCAGGUUUCAAGAGUAUUAUCCGAAAGUGCUGCUUCUCUUUCUUCCCUCUCAUCUGCUUUGAGUAAUGCAGAAAGGCUGGUUGAAGACCUGGAAGCAGUUAUUAACAACAGGUUAUUGCGAAAUGAUGCACGGGGUUUGUCAGUUGAUGUUGGGAAUCUUUUUACUAGGCCAUCAGCUACCAUACAACCUAAUCAUCAGCCGCUAGUUUCUACUACGGAUUCCAAUGCUGCCUCGCCCAUCGCAUCUUCUUCCCAAUCAACUGAUGUUGCUAGUUCUGUUGCUCACCACGUUCUGAGAACAAGGGGUUCUAGUGAUGUAAAUCUGCCUUUGUUGGCUCCCUCUUCGUCCUCUUUCAGAAGGAGAAGCUUAAUGUCAAGGACUUUAGAUUUGGACAGCCGUGAUCCCCGUGAGUUGAGAAGAAGAAGAUUGAAUUAGCUGCUUCCAGAAAAACAUGGUAAAUUCUUGCUGAUGUAGAAUUUGAUACCUAGCCUUGAAGUGAAUUCUUGUAUGUUGUCUGUUAUAAAGAAGGAUAUUCUGAACAUUAUGUUGAUUACUAUAUUCUAAAUUUACAUUUAUCAGAACAAAGGUAGUUAACUCCUCUUAA